AUGAGUGACACGGCUCGGUCGUACGAGCACGAUGGCAAUGGCUCGGGCAGCUUUGAGGACGACGACGAUGCUGAGAUCGCCGACAUUUUGUGCCAAGCCAGCCUCAUCUCGGCGCACGCCAAGAAGGACCAACCGAUGACAGCGUCGAUGCCGGACUCGCCACCUGCGAUCACAGCAGACACAGCAGCGCUACUGGUCACAACGGUGCAGAACGCUGCCGCCAAGACAGCACCACUACCGCCGAGCUCGUUCACACCACCGACGCCGAGCUCCUCCAAGCCACCGACACCGAGCUCGUCGUCUGCGUCGCUGCGGGGUCGACAGAGCGAAAACAUUCAGACGAUUAGCCGGGCCAAGAACCGUGUGCAUACCAAAGUGGCGUCAAUCACAGCCGCCAAGCAGGCCCGCAGUGGUGCCAAACUCCCGACGACGGCGGUGCCAACGCCGGUUGCCGUUGACGCUGCAACAUACACGGCCCGUCUGCUGCCCAAGGAGACUAUCCACGCCUUGUCCAAGCCCAAGACCAGCUCCACGCAGCGUGCGUUUGCGUCCGACGAAGACGCGCGGCAGUGUCGGUUCCAGCCCAAGAAGACGCGGUCGCAGCUGGCGGCGAUGAAGAACCCGGCGUGCGGCUACGAUUUUGUCAACCAUUUUGACGACGAGGACAAGGCCGACGACUUUAUCGCGCGCAUGGAGGCCGCCGAGCACAACCGGCAAAAGCGGCUCCAGUCCACACGGGGCGAAGAAGAGUACAGCUUGCGCCAAAACAAGAAGCAGUGCCCGCGCUGUGGCAUGACGCAGUCGUACGCCGAGUUUCGCGACAAGAAGAAGCGCUGCACGUUCUGCGGCGUCCUCUUUGCCUUGCCCAAGGCGUGGGGCGACAUUGGGACGGACUUUCUCGAGCGGAUGGAGCUCAGUGUCGACGAGAAGAAGCGGCGUCACGAGGCCAUUCGCGCGCACGUCGUCGCCCUCGAAACGCAAUCGAAUCGCGUACCCAAGUCGGCCAAGCAGCGCUACUACGAGCGGGCGAUCGAGGCCAACACGUCGCACCGGGCGGUGCCGUCCACGCGCAUAGCGUUUGCUGAGGAACCCUAA
This is a messenger RNA of Saprolegnia diclina VS20, 1095 nucleotides long. RefSeq lists its product as hypothetical. The transcript has 5 exons. The record is from RefSeq and is a predicted model, not a curated record. NCBI's taxonomy places the organism in Eukaryota, Oomycota, Saprolegniomycetes, Saprolegniales, Saprolegniaceae. The coding region runs from base 1 to 1095 and encodes 364 amino acids.